GCCUUCAUUUGUAGAAUUUUAGUUUUAAAGCAAAUUUAAAAACUAUCGAUCUAACCUCAUUCUUAUCUUGUGUUGAGUAGUCUAGUCUGCCUAGUUGUCUACAGUAAACGCAGUAAGGCGGUCCUGAUUAGGUUUCUUAAAAAAGAAAAGAACUCGGACUUUAGUUAGUUUUGUCUAAUUAUUUCUGAAUUUAUUAACUUCUGGCUAAAAUAAUGGCUUUUACGGAUGUUGCUCGGCAGCCGGGUCAAGGAGUCCGGCCCCUGUCCCUGGCAGGCCAUGUGGGCUUUGACAGCCUCCCAGAUCAGCUUGUCAACAAGUCUAUCUGCCAGGGCUUCUGUUUUAAUAUUCUCUGCAUUGGUGAGACUGGUAUCGGAAAGUCUACCCUGAUGGACACCCUGUUCAAUACGAACUUUGAGAAUUUAGAGUCAUCCCACUUUGAGCCUCAAGUGAAACUGCAUGCCCAAACCUAUGACCUGCAGGAGAGCAACGUCCGACUACGCCUCACCGUGGUCAACACCGUAGGCUUCGGAGACCAAAUGAACAAACAAGAGAGCUAUCAGCCAGUGGUGGACUAUAUCGACCGGCAGUUUGAGAGUUAUUUACAGGAGGAGCUAAAAAUCAAACGCUCUCUUCACAACUACCAUGACUCGCGAGUCCACGCUUGCCUUUACUUCAUCUCUCCCUCAGGUCAUUCACUUAAAUCCCUGGACCUGGUCACGAUGAAAAAGCUAGACAGUAAGGUGAACAUCAUCCCUGUGAUCGCCAAAGCUGACACCAUCAGUAAGAGCGAGCUACAUAAAUUCAAGAUUAAAAUCAUGAGUGAGCUGGUCAGCAAUGGCGUCCAAAUCUAUCAGUUCCCCCUGGAUGAUGAGACCGUCGCUAAGGUCAACACUUCAAUGAAUGGUCAUUUGCCGUUUGCUGUAGUAGGCAGCACGGAGGAAGUCUCCGUUGGCAAUAAGAUGGUGAAGGCUCGUCAGUAUCCCUGGGGUGUAGUACAAGUGGAGAACGAGAGUCACUGUGACUUUGUGAAGCGGAGGAGAUCUGAUCUGUGUAAAAAAGGAGACUUGAGGCAGACACACACACGCCACUAUGAGCUGUACCGGCGCUGCAAGUGGAAGAAAUGGGAUUUAAGACACGGAAACCCCGAGUGCAACCCGUCAGCAACUAUGAGGCCCAAACGUCAGGAGUUCCGGUGGGCUGCAGAAGAGAGAGGACGGAUGAGGCAGAUGUUUGUGCAGAGGGUGAAGGAGAAGGAGGCUGAGCUGAAGGGGGCUGAGAGAGAUCUGCAAGGCCGUUUUGAGCAGCUGAAGCGUCUCCACGCAGACGAGAAAGCCGCCCUGGAGGAGAAGAAGAGACUCCUGGACGAGGACCAGAGUUCUUUUGGCAAGAGGCGAGCUGCGGCCCAGCUCCUGCAGGCCCAGAGCCUCACCGCCAACGGCAAGAAGGACAAGGACCGCAAGAAGUAA
This is a messenger RNA of Etheostoma spectabile (orangethroat darter), 1466 nucleotides long. It is a transcript of the gene septin10, whose product is annotated as septin 10. Gene Ontology annotation, molecular function: GTP binding. Lineage: Eukaryota; Metazoa; Chordata; Actinopteri; Perciformes; Percidae. The record is from RefSeq and is a predicted model, not a curated record.